Messenger RNA from Neurospora tetraspora, 2583 nucleotides. Its product is annotated as P-loop containing nucleoside triphosphate hydrolase protein. The coding region runs from base 1 to 2583 and encodes 860 amino acids. The record is from RefSeq and is a predicted model, not a curated record. NCBI's taxonomy places the organism in Eukaryota, Fungi, Ascomycota, Sordariomycetes, Sordariales, Sordariaceae. Gene Ontology annotation, cellular component: transcription preinitiation complex; nucleotide-excision repair factor 3 complex; transcription factor TFIIH holo complex. Gene Ontology annotation, biological process: nucleotide-excision repair; transcription initiation at RNA polymerase II promoter. Gene Ontology annotation, molecular function: 3'-5' DNA helicase activity; hydrolase activity; ATP binding. The transcript has a single exon.
AUGCCGCCCAAGCGAAAGGCGGUCGGCGCCACCCAGGCCGGCGUUGCCAAAGCUGGACGCACUUCGGCCUUGUCCACCCCCGGCCCCGCGACCCCCCGCAGCCUCGAGAGCUCGUUCCAGUCGGACGGCGAUGAUGAUCUGGACGAUGACGACGUCGACGAGACCAUCAAGAGGAAGGAGGAGGUGAUUGCCCGCGAGGCCGACGAGUUUGUCAAUACAUGGGCUGUCGAUAGUACCCGCUUCCAGAGCCGAGAGCAGGGCAACGGCAGUCAUCGUGACGGCGCCACCCAGUUCUUCGGCUCAGGGAAACGCGACUUUUCGUAUCUGAACUUGAAGCCCGACCACGACCAGAAGCCGCUGUGGAUCGACCCCGAGAAGGGCACCAUCAUCCUCGAGAAGUUCAGCCCGGACGCCGACCGCGUCACCGACUUCCUCGUCACCAUUGCCGAGCCCAAGUCGCGGCCGCACUUCCUGCAUGAGUAUCAGUUGACCGCACACAGUCUCUACGCGGGCGUCUCCAUUGGCCUGCAAUCAAAGGACAUUAUAGAUACCCUGGAUCGCUUCCUCAAGACCCCCCUGCCCGAGUCCAUUCGCCUCUUCAUUGAGUCGUGCACAAAGAGCUACGGCAAGGUGAAACUGGUUCUGAAUAACAACAAGUACUUUGUAGAAAGCUCGGAUGCCGACUUGUUGCAGAAGCUGCUCCGCGAUGAAGUAAUCGGAAAGUGGCGCGUCCAGGGCUCCGGUGACAUUACCACGUCCUAUGCGCCCACCAUGGGCGGCCUGGUCAUCCCCGGCACAAAAGACGCUGCCGGUGUGAACCAAACAGACCUCAACAAGAACAAGAAGGGUGCCGAGGACGGGGCCGCGGCCGCUACGGGGACUAACGAGGCCGACCUCUACGCAGCCAUCAAUGAGGAAGACGAUGAGGACGACAAGGACGCCGUCCAUGCCUUUGAGAUCCCCGAAACCGCCGUCGAGAUUGUCCAACGACGCUGUCUUGACCUAGGGUUCCCCAUCUUGGAAGAGUACGACUUCAGGAACGACUCCAAUAACGCGGAUCUGGAAAUCGAUUUGCGGCCAAACACGCAGAUUCGUCCAUACCAGGAGCAGAGUCUUAGCAAAAUGUUUGGUAACGGCAGAGCAAAGAGUGGCAUCAUUGUUCUGCCGUGCGGUGCAGGCAAGACCUUGGUCGGCAUCACGGCUGCCUGCACCAUCAAGAAGGGUGUCAUCGUCCUGUGUACAAGCAGUAUGUCCGUCGUGCAAUGGCGCCAGGAGUUCCUCAAGUGGUCCAACAUCAACCCCGACGAUAUUGCCGUCUUCACGGCUGAGAGCAAGAACAAGUUCUCGGGUAAUACCGGUAUUAUUGUUACGACAUACUCCAUGGUUACCAACAACCGAGAACGGUCUCACGACUCCAAGAAGAUGAUGGAUUUCCUCAAGAGUCGUGAAUGGGGUCUCAUGCUUCUUGAUGAGGUCCACGUCGUCCCUGCCGACGUUUUUAGAAGAGUUAUUUCAUCCAUCAAGUCGCACUCCAAGCUGGGUCUAACAGCCACCCUACUCAGAGAAGACGACAAGAUUUCCCACUUGAACUUCCUUAUCGGCCCCAAGCUGUACGAAGCCAACUGGAUGGAGCUGUCCGAAAAGGGUCACAUCGCCAAGGUCCAGUGCGCAGAGGUCUGGUGUCCCAUGCCCACCGAGUUCUACGACGAGUACCUUCGAGCCAACUCGCGCAUGAAGCGCACUCUUUACGCCAUGAACCCGCGUAAAUUUCAGGCCUGUCAGUAUCUGAUCAACUACCACGAAGCCCGCGGCGACAAGAUCAUCGUCUUCUCCGACGAGCUGUACUCGCUGAAGCAAUACGCCCUCAAGUUGAACAAGGUCUUCAUCUACGGCGGCACCGGCCAAGCCGAGCGCAUGCAAGUGCUCGAAAACUUCCAGCACAAUCCGCAAGUGAACACGCUCUUCCUGUCCAAGAUCGGCGACACCUCGCUCGACCUGCCCGAAGCCACCUGUCUCAUCCAGAUCUCCUCCCACUUCGGCUCCCGUCGUCAGGAAGCCCAGCGUCUAGGCCGUAUCCUCCGAGCCAAGCGUCGUAACGACGUCGGCUUCAACGCCUUCUUCUACUCGCUCGUAUCCAAAGACACCCAGGAGAUGUACUACUCGUCCAAGCGCCAGGCCUUCCUGGUCGACCAGGGCUACGCCUUCAAGGUGAUCACGCAGCUGGCCAACAUCGAGAACACGCCCGACCUGGCCUUCGCCACGCCGCAGGAGCGGCGCGAGCUGCUGCAGCGCACCCUGGUGGAUAACGAGAAGGGCACCGAGGACGACGUCGAGACGGACGAUUUGUUCGGUAAAGUCGGGCGUGGCCGCGGUGGUGCUAAGGGUAGAGCGGCGGCGGUCCGCAGGAUGGCUGGCACCCUGGGCGAGCUCAGCGGCGGUCAGGAUAUGGCGUACAUUGAGCAGAAUAAGGCGGCGAAUAGGGGGCUGAAGAAGAAGGGUGCUGCUAAGGCGGAGCAGAGCGCUUUCUUCAAGAAGUUGCAGAGGGAGAAGGAGAGGAGUCGGGCUUUGGCGAGACAGGGCUAG